GCAGAUAGCUAGAAUCAUCAUCAUUCGUUUCUUCUCUCUGAAACGCUGCUGCGUUCCUUAACCCUAGCUUCAUCGCCAUGGAAGCAGCAGCAGCAGCGCCUUCUUCAGCAGGAACGUCAAGUGAACGCACCCUCGCCAAGAGGCCCUCCGCCUCUUCCUCCUUUCGUCUCCGCUGCCCGAGUCUCAACUCUCUCCGCCUCCUCCGCAUCUUUGACAUUUUCGACAAGAACCGCGAUGGCAUGGUCAGCGUCGACGAGAUCAACCAAGCCCUAAGACUCCUCGGCCUCGACGUCGAAGUCUCCGACCUCGAGGCCACCAUAAAGACCUUCAUCCAGCCCGGAAACGAAGGUCUUACGUACGAUGACUUUGUAGGGCUACACCAGUCGCUUUAUGAUACGUUCUUCUUCGACGGUGAUGACAUUGAAAGCGCGGUGGAAGAGGCAGCGGCGUUGGUGGUGGCUGCGAGGGACGAGGAGGAAGCGAAGAAGUUGUUGCAGGAGGAGUCGGAUCUAAGGGAGGCGUUCAAGGUGUUUGAUGAAGACGGAGACGGGUUCAUAUCGGCAAAGGAGCUGCAGACGGUGCUUGGGAAGCUAGGGUUCCCGGAAGGGAAUGAGAUUGAUAGAGUGGAGAGGAUGAUUACUUCCGUUGAUCGGAACCACGACGGCCUUGUUGAUUUGUUCGAGUUUAAGGACAUGAUGCGCAGUACCGUUCUUGUUCCUUCCUCUUGUUCCUAAUUUCUUAAAUCAUAUCCAGUCCGAUCCACACUGUUGUUGGAUUAUAUACAUUAUAUAUGCAUGUCGAUCAUUUUUCGAUGUUG
This is a messenger RNA of Fragaria vesca subsp. vesca, 817 nucleotides long. Its product is annotated as calcium-binding protein CML42-like. Lineage: Eukaryota; Viridiplantae; Streptophyta; Magnoliopsida; Rosales; Rosaceae. The record is from RefSeq and is a predicted model, not a curated record. Gene Ontology annotation, molecular function: calcium ion binding. The transcript has a single exon. Bases 78 to 734 code for a protein of 218 amino acids.